CCGUCGCUAGCGACACAGGUUGUAGACUUACGUACUAGGUCCUGGAGCGGCGUCCCAGAGAUCGAGUCAGAUCGAGUGGGAUUUACACAGGAACUUUCUCCAGCCACUCCGCGGGCCAGGCAGCAGGACUUUGUCGCAUUUUCAGUCAGUCUCCCGUUGUUGAUCAGUGUGGUGGUUAUAGGAGAGAGAGAGAUAGAGCUUCCUUCUUUCUCUCUCACUCUCGGGAAACCCGUUUCGCGAGUUGGAAUUUUUUCUGGAGUCUUGGGAACUUUCGCUUUUGCUGGAAUCUUCUUAUAAAGGAAGAUGAGAGUGCUGGACUGGUGGUGGGUGACAAUCCUGCUAGCAACGUUGGCAGUGGCAGCACCAUCUUCGGAAGAAAAUGCUGGUUCGUCCUUGCAAGAGUCCAUUCGUGAGGCGGAGGAAAAGGAGAUGGCAGAAGUGAACAAAAUCCACCACAGAGUAGUUCGGCAGCUUUUAGACGGAUUCAGGAUAGAGAACACCUUUAGAGAUGGCAUCUCGGCACUGGAAAAUGUGGACGACAUGCUUCGCACAACGAUACCCAGCCUGGAUCGUUUCAAUUGCCUGGAAAGGGUUGUGUGUUCUGUCAUGUCAGGUGGGGCUUCUGCAAUUACUGAGAGUCCUGUUUCCCCCAUUGCAUCUGCACUGGGGCAAGCAUUUGAUCCAACGUUCCAGCAAGGAAUUAUACAAAACCCUCAGACAUUUUCACAAGAAUUGCUAAAUAACCCGGCACUUCAGCAACUCUUCUCCCAAGGCCAAGGAACACAAGGAUUACAGGGAUUACAGGGAUUACAGGGACUCUUAUCUCAAAUAUCGUCCACCCAGCAACAAAGCCCUUUACAGAAUCCAGCUCUACAGCAAGGAUUUCCACCUCCAAAUCCUGCAUUCCAGCAAGGCUUUCCACCUCCUAAUGCUGCAUUCCACCCAGGAUUUUCUCAAAAUCCAGCCUUUGGAGCACCGCCCCCACCGCCGCCUCCUCCUCCCCCUCCACCAGGAUUUCAUCCUCAAUUCCAUCCUCAACAGGGUUUCCCAAAUGCUUUCACUAACUUUAGGGAAAACCCUGAAACGGAAGGCACACAAAGAAGGUCUAGCGUUCCAAAGCCUCAAAGACGGAGGCAGCCACCUAAGCGUAGGGAAAGAAAUGGAUUUUUUGAUUUCCUGGGUCGUUUGGGCCUUGGCCGCAGGAAGAAGCGUGAUUUGUUUAGCGAUAUCCUUGGAGGAUUCUCUUCUCAAGGAUUUAUGGGGAUUUUGGAUCAGAUGAUGGACCAGUAUUCAUUUUACCCUUACACCCAUGCUGCCUUCAUGGGUUACACUGGAAGCCCAGACAGAUGCGAGAAACUUUACCCAUCAUGUCCCUCGACGGCUGAGCAACUGGUUGACGUUUUCAACAACAUCCACCGACAUUACCCCAAUGGUAUUCCUUACAAGGAAAGGUUUCCUUGGCCACUCAAUAUACUCCUACCUUAAUAGAAUCAUAAGUGGAGUAAUUGGAAAAUUUGACCUGAAGUUUUAUGUUUUUAGACUACCUUUAUAUAGCUCUGUUGCCAAAAUAGAUGAUAUAAAACUCAUAAUUAUUGUAAUGUUUUAUGCAAUAGCUAUGUUAUGAAAGAAAGAGCUUAAUGUACAUUAUCUCAGUUUUGUAAUAUUUAGCUCCUGCAAUUCUCACUUGUUAAUCUAGAAAGUAGUGUAAAUACGUACCCAUUUUUAUACUUGAAUUUUCAGGCUAUUUAUAAUUAAUGUGUUUGUAUGAAACAUGUUUUAAUUUGUAAAAUAUCAUUUUUUUUCUCCACUUGUGCACAAGUGCAUGACAGCAUAUGAUUAUCAUAAAAUCAUUCUGUCAGUAGCUUUAAUAUUAAUUUAUACUGUGUUAUAUUUAUUGUGUUACUUAUGAAGAUGAAUGCUCAAAUCCCAUGUGCUUUACUAUGCAGCUUCUAUAUAGUAUGUAUUGCAUGUAUUUUUUAAUAAAGCAUCUUUGCUGUUGCUGGUCAUCAGCAAGAAUACAGACAUAUAA
Messenger RNA from Macrobrachium nipponense, 2029 nucleotides. RefSeq lists its product as uncharacterized. Bases 304 to 1485 code for a protein of 393 amino acids. NCBI's taxonomy places the organism in Eukaryota, Metazoa, Arthropoda, Malacostraca, Decapoda, Palaemonidae. The record is from RefSeq and is a predicted model, not a curated record. The transcript has 7 exons.